This is a messenger RNA of Saprolegnia diclina VS20, 4622 nucleotides long. RefSeq lists its product as hypothetical. The coding region runs from base 14 to 4573 and encodes 1519 amino acids. Gene Ontology annotation, biological process: mRNA splicing, via spliceosome. The record is from RefSeq and is a predicted model, not a curated record. The transcript is spliced from 3 exons. Gene Ontology annotation, molecular function: U2 snRNA binding. NCBI's taxonomy places the organism in Eukaryota, Oomycota, Saprolegniomycetes, Saprolegniales, Saprolegniaceae.
UGCCAUCGCGCCGAUGGAGUCGAAGCGGCGCAAGGGAUGCCGGGGCACGAGCCUCAUGGACGUGCUCAAGGCCCAUGGCAUGCGCGUCGUCGAUGGCACCAAACUCAAUAUGGUCAACAAGGCCAUCGACGUCAUCGGGCCCGUCGUGGCGUCCGUCGCGCGCACGACCACGUGCGUGUACCUGAGCCAGAACAACCUGGCGUCGCUCGCCGGCCUCGAGCAGUUUGGCCACCUCAAGAUGCUCUCGCUUGGGAGCAACGCCAUUGCGCGCUUUGACGAGCUCGCGCAUAUCUCGUCGCCGCAUCUCAAGACGCUGUACCUCGUCGGCAACCCGAUUUGCGAGUCGCCCAACUACCGUCCGCGCGUGCUGCAGCUGCUCCCGACGCUCUCGGUGCUCGACACGCUCGAUAUAUCGACUAAAGAGCGCCAGGUCUCUUCUUUUCUGAUCGCCCAGGACGCGUCGCUGCGGCAGCUUUUGGCCGAGAACCACGGCGCCAUCACACGCCUCGAGUGGCUCGUCCAGCGCAUUGCGUUGCACAAGGAGUUUUACUUGGUCGUCUAUGGCUCGUCGUCGCUGCCACCGCUCGAGUCGAUGGCCGUCAACGUCGACCUGCUCCUCCGGCUCUGGAGCCACGACGCACCGGCGGCGCACGACGCGACGACCGAGGGCCAAUUAGAGCGCAUGGUGGUCCGCGCCUACGAGAAGCUCCAGCAGUACCCGCUUCGAAAAGCUAAAUUGCUACUGCAAAAGCUCGGGCCCGCGGCCAAGGAGAAGCUGAAAUCGCUGGCGACGCCGGCCGCACCGUCGUGGGAAGAUGCGUAUGCGAGCGUCCUCGCCGUCCAGCAAAACACGAUCGCCAAGCUCCGAGGCCUCUGUGAGCGCAACCGGCGCGACCUCAUGGACGCCAUCAAGUCGCUGCUCGUGCGGGCGCCGACGCUUCGUCCCACCCGUACGGCAGACACCACGCGUGUCGUCCACUCCGACUCGGAGCGUCUUGCAGCUGCACCCUCGGCAAAGGGACAUCGCCAAGACGGGCUCGAGGACGGUAUGCUGGGCGACGACGAGUGGAAGCGAUCGCGGCGCCGGUUGCCGCCGUCCGGCGCGCGCUGCGGCGACUUUACCGACAUGACGCUGAGCGAAGCCGUCAACAAAUUUGAGUUUCGGCACCUCGACUCGAUCGCGCAGGUGAAAGCCCAGCGCCAGCUCAGCCCCACGCGGCGUCAUCGAUUGAAAAUGCCGGCCAAAGCAAGCGACCACGUCGACGACGACCAACUCGAAGACCGCGAGGCUGUGCUGCGGCUUCAGAUGCAGCUCAUGGAACAGUCGCUGCACGAGCGCGACGCACGGACGCAGAGCCAGGAGCGCGAGCGUGCGCUGGAGAUCCAACUACUCGAGUACGAGCAUCAGAUUCGGCGGCUGCGCGACAUGGCGGCGCCCAGCGAACCAUUGCAGCGACCUGCGAUCUUAUUGCCGGAAGAAACAGUUGCGGCAUCCACUCGGCCUCGCGCAGCGCCAUUCGGUAUAAAGUUGAGCCAUUUGGCCGAGGAGGCAGCGAGCGCUCGCCCAAAUGCCGUUGUGUGCGCUUCGAACGCCAGUCCUUCCUUGAUGCCAUCGGCAACGCAAGGAACCGCGAGGACAUCAUCACCCUACACGAACACGGCUUCGGCAACCGCGCCCUCUACGACCGUGAUGUCCCACGGAUGCUUAUCGCAGUUAGAACCUCCCGUCGACGAUGCAAGCGUUGAAGACUCGAACGAAUGCGAGCGCUCGCCCGAGACACCGUCCGUUCCACCGACGAGACGAGCCAAGCCUUUGGCAGACCGCAGUGGGAUUCCCAUCAACACCCGAAGCAACCUGCAUCCAUAUGCAGCGAGCCGCCUCUCAGACGACGACGACGGUCCGGAUGCUGGUCUCCGAAGGACAAGCACUGCGUCGAGCGCCCGCACGGCCCACCUACCUCCUAGUAAGGUCAGUAAGUGCAGCUACGGUCGUGCUGCGACGCCGCCACCGCCUCCAGUGGCCAUCGACCCGUGGCACCCUCGCGAGUCGGUAUAUAGAGAGAGUGAAUACGGCAGCCCCCCGGCGCCGCGGACGACAAUGUUCUUGGCCGACAUGACACCCGCACCGCGCUUGUAUCCGACGCACUACCGGCAUUCUAUCGCCCCCUCCAUCGCGUCGCCAACACACAAAACAUCGCGUCUCUGGCAGACUAAACUUCAGCGGCUGCUGCAAGGCUGGCACCAAUGGUGUCGACGUCGACAGCGCGCGGAUGCGCUCACAGCUCGCUCCGUCGCGGUCCGUGCCCAGCGCGCCUUUGCAGCGUGGCAGACGCAUGCGGCGACGCAGCGACGUGCAGCACGCUACGCGCAGCAGCACCUUUCGCGUGUCGCAGCUGCUUGCUUUGAGCGCUGGGCCAACAUUGGUCGGUUUAGCGCCAUCACAAAAUUUGCGUCGACUCGUCGCGCUAACGGUCGUGUGCGCCGUCUCUUUCAAAGCUGGCAAACGCUGGCAACUCAACGGGCAUUCGUGCGGCGCGCGCAAGCCGCGUCCCGUCUCCAGGCCGAACGGCAGUGCGUCCGGGCAUGUUUCGGCGCAUGGCGCCACGUCGCGCGGGGGCACUUUUUACAGCGUCGCCACCGCCGGUCCCUCCAGCGCAGCCGCGACCGGCUCGUGCUCUACAAGAAUUUCCACCAGUUGCACCUUUUUGCCCAAAGCCAAAGGCGCCCGCGGAUUGACAUCGAGCGCUCGUUGCUCUCCCGUCGAGCGCAACGCACGCGAGCGGUGACCUUUGGUGCGUGGCGGCAGCUGCAGCGCGCAAUCACGAUGGCCAAGAGCAUGCGGCGGCAGGCGCACUGGCGCCUCUGGCAGCGGUGCCAUGCCAAUGCACUGGCGGCGGGACAGCGGCGUUGCAAGGCCAAUCGCUUCUGCCUUCGGAAAAUCGUCGCGCACUGGGCAGCCACGAGUGCAGGCGCGCGCGAUGCAAGCCGCGGGUCGCAGAUUGCACUUCGCCAUGCGACGACACACUGUAUGAAGCGAACGUGGCGCUGCUGGGUGCUCUACAAGACAAGGCGGAGAAAAUAUGUCCUUGGGUAUCUCAAGGCAUACAAACACUAUAGCACCAAAUGGUUGCGCAAGGUGUGGCGGGUCUGGGGCGCAGAAGCUGUGCUGCACCUGCGCCACCGACGCGCGCACAAGCAGGCGCAGCUCCGCAAGGUGUUUUUCGGGCUCCGCCACGCCGUCUUUCUCGCGCGUGAGAUGCGACGCCGCGACAAGAACCUGCUCAAGCUGGAAGCGCGCAUGCAGCUGUGGACGGCCGCAAGCCUUUGGCACCGGUGGCGGCGGUGGGCAAGCCUGCAAGGCCGCACGAAACGACUGUUGGCGCUGCUUGCAUAUCAGUCGCAUGGGCGUCUACGAACGAGGUGCUGGUCGCACUGGGUUCUCCGGCACGCCAUGAUGCGCAGUGCGCAAAUGGUCGCUCUCGAAGACAUGACGCGCGACGCGCAAGACGCACAGGACGCGGCCGCCGACACUGUGAGCACGCUUCGCUCGACUAAUGAAGCACUCCAAGCACAGAUAGCGUCGCUAGAAACCAAGCUAGCGACCAAAGACGCGGCUGUCGCCGACGCGUAUACGCUGUGUGCGGAGAAGGACGCUGCGAUCGCAACUCUGCGUGGUGAGGUGGCCACCACCCAAGGGCAAGUGGAAGAGAAUGAGACACUUUUGCGACUCCAGGCACAAGCCCACGCCCGCGACCGCGCCGAGAUGGACGCGGCCGUGCAGGUCCACGUGCAAGACGUCGAGCGGCUCCAGCGCAUGCUGCUGGACGUUAAACACGAGCUCUUGGCGACCUCGACGCAGCUCGAGCGCGAAAAAGACCUGGCGCGCCGCCAAGUUGAACAGCUAGCGCAGCAAGCGCGACAUACCGCAGCACUCGAGGACCAGCUGGCGACAACUGAAGCCGCGGCGCAGUCCAAUGAGCACCUUCUCGCGACCGAGCGCGCCGAGCGGCAGGACGCGGCCGUGCGCUGCCACGAGUACGAACGGCGCCUUGCGCAGACGUGCCGCGACAUCCACACGCGCGAAGAAGAUGCCGAGCGCGAGCUCCUGCACGCGCGCGACGCCGCGUAUGCGAGUGACCAGCAGCGCGUGGCUGUCGAAGCCCGCAACGCCGAGCUGCUCAAGCUCCUCCACGAAAAGAAUGCGCACGUCGCCGCGCUCUCAUCCCAAGUCGAGAGCCUCCGCAGCAGCGAGGCGACCAAAGUGACGUCGCUUCUUCAAGACGUCCAGGCCACGAUCGCGAUGCCGCCGAUGCUGAGUCGAAGCAACCAAGAAGUUGCGCUCGAUACAGAGUUGGCGGCCCUCGACGUGCACACGAAGAGCAUUCACGAUGACAUUCGGUCGCUCCAAGACCGCUUACUGCAGCGACUGCACCAGGCACCGCUGCACCCGGCGCCACCACAUGCCACCAUGACGCCGCCCAAGCCCAAGCGGCGCGUCAAGCCCAAGACGCCGUUGGCGCCAGCGCGCAGUAGCCCCAAGCCGCCGUCAUCGGUGUCAAAGAGACUCUACUAGUGCCCAAGUUAGUCGAUAAGCGCGUCUAUAAGCGUUUCUUGUACAGAUA